GGAGUGGUUGUCCCUGGUGCUGAAAAAACUGGCAUGUGCGCGAGGAUUUUACAGCAGCGCCACAUUGCAAGAGCGUGCCAUUGUUAUUAUACCUCAGUGGAGCCGAUCCUGCGACAAACAGAGGACCGUGUCAGCCAAGAACUAUUUCUCAAGACAUAAAAAUGCUGGUGAAAUCAAACAGCGAGUAUGACUCCUUCCUCUACUGGAGACAGCCCAUCUCCGCCCCGGACCUGUCCGAGCUGGAAGACCUGGGUGUGACCAAAAGCAAGCCAACCAAGAAGAGCAAGAAGGCCACCAAGAAACAGAAUGCCGCCCUAGCCAAGCAAAGGAAGCAGCAAGAGGCCGAAUUGUUAGAGUACACCACCUUCAACUACUGGAGAGAGCCUAUCCCCAGCAUCAACCUCCUCGACUUCAACCUGCUUCUGUGAGGACCAUCCCACCUCAGCCUCCCAGUCAUAAGAACCUCCCUCUCCUCACACUCACUUUAUCUGAAUAACCAUGGCGUUUUGUCAAGUUUCUGGCCCACCCAAGAAGAAGUACUGAAUCUGUAUUCGUCUGUACUGUGUUUUUUUGUGUAUAACCUGUUAAUAAUACUGACAGGAUGAGGGGUAGAUGUUUUAGCUUGCAGGUGACUGGCACUGUGAAUGACAGUAUAGGCACGUCUGCUUAGGUUUACUCCACAUGCGGGCUACAUGACUCGUUUGGCUAAUGUCAACGAACAUAACUAGGUAGAAAUGGCAACAAGGUCAGCCUUUAAAUGAAUAUAAAUAGCUCCAUUGCAUACCGACUGCAAGGCUUCUGUCUCACAUUAAGGACUUACACAUUCAUAAUUUGUGAGGUAACUUGAGUAUGCUACAUCAUAUUUUUGAACACUAACAAAUGCAACGUGCUGCCUAAUUUGAACUUAGUGAAAAUGAUUUCCCUUUACCUAAUAUAUCCUCGAAGGGUAGUGCCAACCUGAGCCUUGGGAGUGCUUGCGUGUAGUAUGUAUAAGUAGGAGAACGUGAAACAAAGCACCUCCACACAGAACAGAUAUUGUACAAGCACUUAGGGAGCCACAAACAUGACUGUCUUUUGCGCUUUGUAUUGGUUGCCUUGUGAUUUGUUUCAGACACUGGACUGGCUCAAACCCACCCAAUGCAUUUUAUUUAUUAAGUAUGCUGCUUUCAGGCUGCCCUGAGUAGGCCUCAACUGAGUGCAAUGACUGAGGGCAAAUGUUAGAUUCCACAAUGCAAGUUUUGCAAAUGCAGAGCUGGCCAACUGUUUUCUUUAUUUUCUGCAUAGACUGCUGCACUGUCCUGAUGUUUAUUUUGAAUGUCAAGGAAAGAUUGGAUGGAAAUCUUGAAUGAAAAUAGGGAAAUACAUGUUUUUAAUUGUCAAGACUGAUGUUGCAAGUGUUCCUUGAAAGUACGGUAGCUCUAACUGGAUACUUCUAAUCAUAAAGCUAACUUUUUGUGAGAUUGUACAACGAGCAGUAAAUUCCCAAUUGUGACUCAUCAUACUUUGUCUGGACUUUUCUGAAAUAAAGGAAGAUAUCCUGUGUA
Oncorhynchus gorbuscha (pink salmon) is the source of this 1544-nucleotide messenger RNA. Its product is annotated as protein AF1q-like. Gene Ontology annotation, cellular component: nucleoplasm; cytosol. Gene Ontology annotation, biological process: apoptotic signaling pathway; positive regulation of release of cytochrome c from mitochondria; positive regulation of mitochondrial depolarization. The record is from RefSeq and is a predicted model, not a curated record. The coding region runs from base 162 to 428 and encodes 88 amino acids. Lineage: Eukaryota; Metazoa; Chordata; Actinopteri; Salmoniformes; Salmonidae. The transcript has 2 exons.